Messenger RNA from Eleginops maclovinus (Patagonian blennie), 2247 nucleotides. RefSeq names its product bromodomain-containing protein 3-like. Bases 448 to 2142 code for a protein of 564 amino acids. Gene Ontology annotation, cellular component: chromatin; nucleus. Gene Ontology annotation, biological process: regulation of DNA-templated transcription; chromatin remodeling. Lineage: Eukaryota; Metazoa; Chordata; Actinopteri; Perciformes; Eleginopidae. The transcript has 11 exons. The record is from RefSeq and is a predicted model, not a curated record.
AUGCAGCUAUCGGAGCAGGGAACAAGAAAAGCAAAGCACGUUCCUUUGCCUUAGGUUGGUUAACGUAAGAUCGUUUUUAGUUUUAAAGUGGGUGUAACGGUUCACUCUGUGGGUAAUUACGGAUAUUUAUAGGUGGGCAUGUGCUGGGUAUAGACUCCUCUAAAGCAAUAAUUGUCGUUCUUUUCGAAAAUAUAUGUAAAACCUUCAGAACCCGUCCACAAUUUUUUCUACGACAUGACUCUCCCGCCGCUGUCUCUCCUUGCAAGAGGUGUUUACAUUCCGUUGUCUGAAGAUGACAGAUCACAUUUUCUGGUAUGAAAACUAUGAAUGAAGCUGGCCUUCCCUCAGAGCCAUUGGAGACCUGAUAUACGGAAAAUACAGAACUCAGGAGAUAGCAGAAACCAGUGGAGGUUGUGUUCACUUGUUUGAGCCCAGCCUGGCCUCAUCAUGUCAGCAGACUCGAACCCGCACCCUCCACGUCUCGUGAAUCCUCCGCCCCCUGAAGUGACGGACCCCAGCAGGCCGGGCCGGAGGACCAACCAGCUGCAGUACAUGCAGAACGUAGUGAUCAAGUCCCUGUGGAAGCACCAGUUCGCCUGGCCUUUUUAUAAGCCUGUUGAUGCAGUCGCUCUUGGACUACCAGACUACCAUAAAAUCAUAACAUCUCCCAUGGAUUUGGGAACCAUCAAGAAACGACUUGAGAACAACUACUACAUGAGCGCAACUGACUGUAUGCAAGACUUCAACACCAUGUUUACAAACUGCUACAUCUACAACAAGCCCACUGAUGACAUCGUGCUGAUGGCCCUCGCCGUGGAGAAGGUUUUCCUGGAAAAAUUUUCCCAGAUGCCACCGGGAGAGGUGGAGAUCAUUCCUCCAGCGGCUAAAGGGAAGGGCAAGAAAAGCAGCACUCCAGGUGGGGAGGCUGUCACUGCCGAAACAUGUUCUUCGGCUACAUCGCCCACAUCUCAGCCCAGCCUCAGCUACACCACCUCCAGCUCAUCCCCAGCGCCCAAACACCCGGCACACACCACAUUAAAAAACAAGUACCACGUGAAGCGGAAGGGAGACCUCCCCGCGGUUUUCUCCUCAGCGGGCAUCACCAGUGUGAGUGAUUCAUCAGGAGGCAAGAGGAGACGAGAAAGCGUAGACCGAGGACAAGAGUCAGGUGAAGGGAAGAGUCAGCUCCAGUACUGCAGCGACAUCCUGAAGGAGAUGCUGUCCAAGAAAUAUGUUGCCUCCGCCUGGCCGUUCUACAAGCCCGUGGACGCUGAAGCUCUGCAGCUACACGAUUACCACCAAAUCAUCAAAUACCCCAUGGACCUCGGCACUGUGAAGAGAAAGAUGUCUGAGGGACAGUACGUGGACGCACAAGGCUUCGCCGCUGACGUCAGGCUCAUUUUUUCCAACUGCUACAAAUACAACCCUCCGAAUCACGAAGUCGUCACCAGGGCCAGAAAACUCCAGGGAGUGUUUGAGAAGCUGUUCGCCAAGAUGCCGGACGAGCCGGUGGAGAUUACUUCCCCAAAAAGCGCCGGCUUUGGUGAAUUAAGCACCAACAGCUCCUCCAACCUGGACGUGGAUGAGGAGCGGGCCACUCGACUUGCUGAGUUGCAAGAACAGGUGGGUGCAGAACAGCUCAAGGCUGUUCACGAUCAACUCUCGGCCCUCUCUGACAUCCCCGCGAUGAAGCCAAAGAAGAAGAGAGAAAAGGACCAGAAAGAGGAGAGCAAGCAACCCAAAGGCAGCACAAAUCCCAUCUCCAGGGAUUGCCAGGCGAGCAAAGACUGGGACUCAGACGACGAAAGUCUGCUGAUGACGUACGACGAGAAGCACCAGCUGAGCCUGGACAUUAACAGGUUACCCGGCCACAAGCUAGGUAACGUGGUGCGCAUCAUACAGACGCGAGAGCCCUCGAUGCGCGACACCAACCCGGACGAGAUCGAGAUCGACUUCGAGAUGUUGAAGCCGUCCACCCUGCGCGAGCUGCAGCGAUACGUCCAGUCCUGCCUGCGCAAGAAGUUCAAGAAAUUUCAGAAGAGAAGCAGGCGAGCUGAGUCGCACCACGUCAGCUGCAGCAGCUCCUCAGAUUCCUCCUCCAGCAGCUCCACUGACUGCAGCACAGAAAACAGCGACUCCUGACGGCUUUACUGUUUUUAUUUAUUUCUUCAACAGAGAGUGUCUCCAAGCGUUUUCGUUUUUGUUAUAUGUUCAAACAUUUGGAAAAUUAAACUUCCCAAAACAGCA